Messenger RNA from Argentina anserina (silverweed cinquefoil), 1831 nucleotides. RefSeq lists its product as uncharacterized. Lineage: Eukaryota; Viridiplantae; Streptophyta; Magnoliopsida; Rosales; Rosaceae. The record is from RefSeq and is a predicted model, not a curated record. The transcript is spliced from 6 exons. The coding region runs from base 208 to 714 and encodes 168 amino acids.
UAUUCUUUCUUUCUUUCUUUGAGAACGGGGAGAAAGGUUUUAUAUUCUUUGAACCAAAAAAAAAAAUAUACUUAUAUCUAUACGGCAGUGUGUGUCCGGUGUGUACAUAUAUCCCUCUGAGCAGCUUUGAGCUUGGAAGUCUUCUGGUCUUCGAUAUAGGGUUUGGACUAAAGUCAUCACAGACUGUGAGUGGCCACCAAAAUUCCGAUGCUGGAAAAUUCCAGUUCAGCGGCGGCAGCAGAUCCAGCCGCAGUUGUCAGGCGCUACGCUCCUCCCAAUCAGAGAAAUCGUGCUCUCAACAGGCGCAAGUCCGCAGAGCGGUUUCAUCAAAUUAACAAUCUUCAGGGGAAUGAUUUGGAAAAGAAUCAAAUUGCCUCCACAAGAGGUAAUCAUGGGGAUGCAGGUAGCAGCAGUCUUCUAAAUGUAACCUUGCAACCCUUGUUCAUUGCUCUAGAGGGGUGUUGCAGCAGUCAAGCUUCUGAUCUCUUCAAUAAUCGUUGGGCAGCCGUAAUGCACUGCUUCAAUGAUUCAUCUAUAGAUCUAUCAGAAAGACCCAUUAUGUACUCAGGAAGCGGAGCAGCAUGGGGUCAAUUCAGACCCCCUCGUCAGUUAAUGGCUCCAGCAGGGGGUGCUGGGUCGCCUGGUUUGUCCAUGGACUUCUUGAGUGAACUUCACCGCUUGAAGCACAUUUCAAACGUCUGUUCUGGAACCUAGAAAGUGAUUCAUGUCCAUCUAAUACGACCGAUCUGCCAUUUUUGUUACAAAAAGCUUUCAAGUGUUUCAACAGCAGUAUGGUUCCUGUAUCUCUAGACGUGUGACACUUCUUCUAAUCUUAUGUUAUCUGAAUCAUUUAGCUUCCAUUUCAAAAAAACAACCCCAUUUAGCUUUUUCCUCUUUGCUCACUCGUAUGAGUGCAAGAUGGUUUUUAAAUGCGUGUAUAAGUAUAACAUACAGUUGCUAUACAAUCUGCUACCUUUUGUGUUAUUACUUCAGUCUUUCUUUCAUUUUUUUUUUGGUCUGAUACUUCGUCUUUCUUUUGGAUGCAUGGGUCUGCCUUACCUUUUUGUUUUUAGUUGCUUGUUCGUAAGAUAGAUAAUGUAUUGAACUUAUUGGAAAGCAUACACUAUGCCACCAGCAGGACACAAGUCAAUACAGAAACUGGUUAUAAGUACCAUUAUGCCAUCCAAGAAGUGGGUAAGCCUUGCAGAAAGAAGAAGAAACUUGUGCUGAGCCCUGCCGAAGAAACUUAAAGCUCAAAAACUGAUAAUUUUUUUUUUUAGGUAGAAAGUCAUGCAAGAUUUUAUUUUGCAAGCAGUAAAAAGAUAACAUUCUAAAUAGCCGAUAAUAAGAGUUAUCUCUUUUACACUCCGGAGGAGCACCGAUCGUUGGUGUUGAUGCCAAGUCUAGCGUCGGGCUAUGGAAUUCGAUCUCUGGUUACCACUUACUAGCACCGCAGCUGGGUUUCGUUGGGACUUGGGACUUGGAUACGACACGUCAACGAGAAGACAAAUUUCCGGGCUGAAGAUGACGGACAAAGAAGCACUGUGUCAUCAGACUGACACUAGUCAAACUGAAGAGACGAAGCUGGCGCAGGUCAGCGAAGAUGGGUUCGACUAUGGCUUAAUUUUUGCGUUUUGUGAAAUCAAUUUUGGUAUAUUCAGGGAUUGUACUUGUGAGCACUUUAUGAAACUGUGAAUUGUCAAUUUCUUUCUUCUGUGUUUUUGAAUUGUACUUGAAGGAUGAGCACAAUUUGCUGGAAGAAGUCAUUUAGAUUACAGCUGAUAUAUGUUAUAGCUAGUGUUCCUGAAUAAGUCAUUUGAUUUGUAUGGUA